Molecule: messenger RNA, 1319 nt
Organism: Cryphonectria parasitica EP155
Lineage: Eukaryota; Fungi; Ascomycota; Sordariomycetes; Diaporthales; Cryphonectriaceae
Product: NAD(P)-binding protein
Exons: 1
Coding region: 187-1191 (334 amino acids)
Source: RefSeq, a predicted model, not a curated record
CACAGUCCAAUUUUCAUAAUUGAUCCCUAGCAAUAUAACAAUUCGAAAAGAACCUGGUGUCCCUAUUUUGGCCAUCCAGAAGGAGGAAACAAGAGUCUAUUCAUCUCGUAUCACAUCACACCUUGCACUUUGGAACAAUACUCACUCACAAUCUUACACUCCCCAACAAGUCAAAAAAAGUUCAAAAUGCCUACCUACGUACUCACCGGUGUGGACGGGCACUUGUCCUCCGUCGCCGCCUCCUAUGCCUUAACUCUCGCUAAGCCCACCGACACCCUCACCUUCACCUCCCCAAAGCCCGGCUUUGUUCCAAGGCCCCUCCUCGCGUCCUGGACUGCGCGCGGCGCUCGUGUGCUCAUGGUCGACUACAACGACCCAGCAAACCUCGAACGAGCCUUUCGUGGCGCCGACGUUGUCGCCUUUGUCUCCUCCCCCAACUACCUCGCCGGUCCCGCCCGCCGCGCCCAGCAUCGCAAUGUGGUUGAGGCCGCGCGAAGGGCCGGCGUGGGCCGCCUGGUCUACACAAGCAUCGUGGGUGCCGAGCUUGGUGAGGACGCUGCCCCUCCGCUGGCGCGAGACCAUGCAUACACAGAAGCCCUGGUCCGCGCCAGUGGACUAGAGUGGAACGUGCAACGAAACUGCCUGUUCGUCGACACCGUCGCCGAAGUGUUUGCGCCCCCGGGACGGACAUCGGCAGGGAUAGAUCUCGGCGGAAAAGAGUGCAGAGCAGCCUUCGUGGCGAGGGAGGACUGUGGGCGGGUGCUUGGAGCGCUGCUGAUGGGAAAAGGAGAGGCGAACAAAGUAUAUACGGUUACGGGCCCGAGAGCGGUGUCGAACAAGGAGAUCCUGCGGUGGAUGGCUGCAAGGGCUGGUGGUGUUAGUGGUGACAGCUGUCCGGUAAGUCCUGUCUCAGACCACAAGCCCGAGGUUGUCCACAGAGAGCGGCGGUUGUCUGCUGGUGCGAGCAUGCAUGGAGACUUCUUUGGACGGUACUCCAAUGAAGGCUUGGAAGAUCUGGCGUCGUAUGGGAGGUUCAUCUCCCAUGGGCAGGUGCUGCAGGGUACAGAUACGGUUGCGAGGUUGACAGGCCAGAAGCCGCUCUCAUUUGAGGACUCGCUGGGCAGCUCGGCUUGUUCUUUUUCAGAGGCAAGCAUGGACAGCAUACUUGCUCAAGAGGUCUCUUGUGGAUGAAACAACAUUCAAAUUUUAUGAUGAAAUCUGGCCAAGGCGUUGGGGCCUGUGGUGGGCAGCGAGUCGGAGAGAUUAUGAUUUAUGCAGCCACGAUACAGUCAACAGUAUGUAAAUAUAAGUGUGCUUCC